Phyllopteryx taeniolatus (common seadragon) is the source of this 8245-nucleotide messenger RNA. It is a transcript of the gene lamb2, whose product is annotated as laminin, beta 2 (laminin S). The transcript has 36 exons. Gene Ontology annotation, cellular component: laminin trimer. The record is from RefSeq and is a predicted model, not a curated record. Lineage: Eukaryota; Metazoa; Chordata; Actinopteri; Syngnathiformes; Syngnathidae. Gene Ontology annotation, biological process: cell migration; substrate adhesion-dependent cell spreading; basement membrane assembly. Gene Ontology annotation, molecular function: extracellular matrix structural constituent. The coding region runs from base 2266 to 7659 and encodes 1797 amino acids.
GUGUGUGUAUAUAUAUAUAUAUAAGAGAGAGACAGAGAGAGAGAGAGAUAGAUAGGUGUGCCUUAGGCUGCCCACAAUAAAAGGCCACUCUGAAAUGUGCAGUUUUGCUUUAUUGUAGUGAUCUGGGGGUCAGAAAACCAGUCAGUAUCUGGUGUGACCACCAUUUGCCUCACGCAGGGCAAGACAUCUUCGCAUAGAGUUGAUCAGAUUGUUGAUUGUGGCCUGUGGAAUGUUGGUCCACUCCUCCUGUCGUAUACGCUAAUCCAGAACAUCCCAAACAUGCACAAUGGGUGACAUGUCCGGGGAGUAUGCUGGCAAUACAAGAACUGGGAUGUUUUCAGUUGACAGGAAUUGUGUAAAGAUCCUUCCAACAUGGGACCGUGCAUUAUCAUGCUGCAACAUGAGGUGAUGGUCGUGGAUGAAUGGCACAACAAUGGGCCUCAGGAUCUCAUCACGGUAUCUCUGUGCAUUAAAAAUGCCAUCAAUAAAAUGCACCUGUGUUCGUUGCCUAUAACAUACGCCUGCCCAUACCAUAACCCCACCGCCACCAUGGGCCACUCGAUCCACAACAUUGACAUCAACAAACGCUCACCCACACGACGCCACACACACUGUCUGCCAUCUGCCCUGAACAGUGAAAAGCAGGAUUCAUCCGUGAAGAGAACACCUUUCCCACGUGCCAGACGCCAUCAAAUGUGAGCAUUCAAGUCGGUUACGACGAUGAAUUGCGGUCAAGUCGAGACCCCGAUGAUGACGACGAGCAUGUAGAUGAGCUUCCCUGAGACGGUUUCUGACAGUUUGUGCAGAAAUUCUUUGGUUAUGCAAACAGAUUGUUGCAGCAGCUGUCCGGGUGGCUGGUCUCAGACAAUCUUGGAGGUGAACAUGCUGGAUGUGGAGGUCCUGGGCUGGUGUGGUUACACGUGGUCUACGGUUGUGAGGCCGGUUGGAUGUAUUGUCAAAUUGUCUGAAACGUCUUUGGUUGGACAUACUGCCAAAUUGAAACUCCUUUGGAGACGGCUUAUGGUAGAGAAAUGAACAUUCAAUUCACGGGCAACAGCUCUGGUGGACAUUCCUGCAGUCAGCAUGCCGAUUGAACGCUCCCUCAGAACUUGCGACAUCUGUGGCAUUGUGCUGUGUGAUAAAACUGCACAAUUCAGAGUGGCCUUUUAUUGUGGCCAGCCUAUGGCACACCUGUGCAAUAAUCAUGCCAUCUGAUGUUUAUUGAAAGUGCAGCCGGACAGGAAAGGGUUUUAGAGGACAGACAGAGGGGACUAGGGGUGAGAACCACAGCAGAACAAUAGUGAAACAGUCUAGAUAUUUGAACACAAGUAACAUUACAACAGUCAUUUGUAGAUGGGGAGGGGGCGGGGGGGGGUGUCAUGCAAUAAUCUAUCCCUCCAUUUUCCACACUGUUUAUCCUCACUAGCGUCACAGGUGUGCUGGCACCUACCCCAGCUGACUUUGGGCGAGAGGCGAAGUACACCCUGAACAGGUCGCCAACCAAUCGCAGGAGACAUACAGACAAACAGCCAUUCAUAAACUACAGACAAUUUAGAGUUGUCAAUUAACCCACCAUGCAUGUUUUUGGAAAGUAAUACAAAACCGGAGUACCCGAAGAAAACCCACGCAGGCACGGGGAGAAUAUGCAAACUCCACACAGGCUAGGCUGGAUUUGAACCCCGGUCCUCAGAACAGCGAGACAGACGUACUGGUUAGUCAGACGCUGUGCCGCCUUUGAUAGCAUGUCCAGAAAUGUUGUUGUUUUUCUUCACAGUCCCAAGCACAAUGUCAAUAAAAGGGAAACUAUUAUGCACCUGCCAUUUUGUUUUUCCUCACCGUUUGUACACUUAUUGAAGAGAAUAGUUGAAUCAGUACUUAUACUAUUACCAUUUUUUUAUUUGUAUUUUUUGACUCAAGUUUCUGUACUUAAGUCGAGGCCCGGGUGUGAGUACUUUUGCCCCCCUCAGUACAGAGUGUGAGUACUUGAGCCCCCUGCCCCCAGGGUGGGACCGGACCGCCCGUGUGUCUCCUCCCACUCUUUCUGUGCUCUGCUCCAGUCCAGUAGGAUUUCAGCCGGGGUUUCCACACACAGGAGCAGAGAAGUCUCGCUCGGAGUCGAUCUGGAGCAAGGCGACGCUAGCUCCUCUUGUUGUGUCCCGCAGUUCCGCAGCAAGUGGACCCGAAGGAAGAGCAGCAGGUUCGGACACCGCCACCGGAGCGUCCGUCUGAACGGAACCAACGCGGUUGUCCGUGUGCAGCUGCGAGAUGCAUGCGUCACUGUUGGUGUUGGUCUGCGUCUUGGCUGCAGCUGCCGGCCACGAGCCCGACCGUAGCCACGGAUGUGCCCAUGGCAGCUGUUACCCAGCAACGGGGGACCUGCUGGUCGGACGAGAAAAAAACCUGAAGGCCUCGUCCACGUGUGGCAUGAGGAAGAAGGAGCCCUACUGCAUCGUCAGUCACCUGCAGGACGAGAAGAAAUGUUUCGACUGUGACUCCAGAAGGCCUUACGACCCUAUCUACAACACCAUCAAUCAUCGCGUAGAGAACGUGAUCACCACCUUUAAGCCUCACCGCAAGAAGUCAUGGUGGCAGUCAGAGAACGGAAAGUCAAAUGUGUAUGUCCAACUGGACCUGGAGGCAGAGUUUCAUUUCACUCACCUCAUUAUGACCUUCAAGACUUUCCGUCCAGCGGCCAUGUUGAUUGAGCGUUCGGCCAAUUUUGGUCGCACCUGGCAGAUCUACCGUUACUUUUCCCAUGACUGUGCCGCCAACUUCCCCGGCAUAUCCCAGGGUCCUUUACACAACAUCAACGACGUCAUCUGCGAAUCACGUUAUUCUGACAUCGAGCCAUCCACAGAGGGAGAGGUCAUCUACAGGGUGUUGGAUCCAGCCAUCAGGAUUGAGGAUCCAUACAGCCCAAACAUCCAGAACCAGCUGAAAAUCACCAACUUGAGGGUGAACUUCACUAAACUUCACACACUGGGAGACAACCUGCUGGAUCCCAGACCUGAAAUCAAAGAAAAGUAUUACUACGCUAUGUAUGAGCUGGUUGUGCGUGGAAACUGCUUUUGCUAUGGCCACGCCUCCGAGUGCGCCCCAAUUGACGGCAUCAGGGACGAUAUAGAUGGAAUGGUUCAUGGCAAGUGUGUGUGUAACCACAACACCAAAGGUUUGAACUGUGAGCACUGUGAGGAUUUCUACAACGACAUGCCAUGGAGACCUGCGGAGGGCCGCAACACCAAUGCAUGCAAAAAGUGUAAUUGCAAUACCCACUCGUCUGUAUGCCAUUUUGACAUGGCGGUGUAUUUGGCCACGGGCAACGUCAGUGGAGGAGUGUGCGAUGACUGUCAGCACAACACGAUGGGCCGAAACUGUGAAUUGUGCAAGCCCUUUUACUACAAAGAACCCUUUAAAGACAUCCGGGACCCUCGGGUCUGCAUAGCUUGCGACUGCGACCCAGAAGGUUCUGAGAACGGAGGGAUGUGCGACAGCCACACAGCGCCGACACUGGCCAUGGUGGCUGGGCAGUGUCGCUGCAAGACCAACGUCGAGGGCCAACGCUGUGACAAGUGUAGGACCGGCUACUUUGGCCUAAGUGCGGACAACCCUCAGGGCUGCCAGCCUUGCCGGUGUGACCCCAGGGGAACGGUGGCAGGCAGCACCCAGUGCGACCCGGUUAGUGGAGACUGCUUCUGCAAGCGUCUUGUCACUGGACGAAGCUGUGACCAGUGUCUGCCAGAACACUGGGGCCUGAGUCUCGGCCUGAAUGGCUGCCGAGGCUGUGAAUGUGACAUCGGAGCUGCUCUCGAUAAUCACUGCUCCAUGGAUAGUGGCCAGUGUCGCUGCCGCAGUCACAUGACCGGACGCCAGUGUACACAAGUGGAGUCUGGGUAUUUCUUCAUGGCUCUGGAUCACUUCUUGUAUGAAGCUGAGUUGGCCAAGAUGGGUCAGGGCUGUACACUCGAAACCAGGGAACACCACCUAGGUCGUCCGGCCACAUGGACGGGUAUUGGGUUCGCCCGUGUACCUGAAGGUGCCACUCUAGAGUUCAUCAUCACCAACGUCCCUUAUUCCAUGGAGUAUGACCUGCUCAUCCGCUAUGAGUCGCAGAUGCCCCGGGACUGGGAAGAGGUACGAAUAACAGUGAUACGCCCAGGCCCAAUUCCAACCAGCAGCCCGUGUGGAAACACAAUCCCAGAUGAUGACAAACUUGUUGUCGCCCUGCCGGCUGGGGCCAGGUUCAUGGUCCCUCCUCAGCCUGUGUGUUUAGAGAGAGGUGUUACAUACACCGUCCGCUUCGAGUUCAGGCGUUAUCAGGACGCCAACGCUGUCCUUAACGGAGCGGCCAACGCUGUCCUCCUUGUGGACUCUAUUGCCUUGAUGCCUCGUCACUCUUCCAUUGAGAUCUUUAACGCCGGGGAUCUGGCCUCUAGCAACAGGAAGCAGACCUACGAGCGGUACCGCUGCCACGAAGGGGCGAAGAGCGUGACCCGCCCAUCCAUUAGUGAGACCUGUGCCAAGCUGAUCACAAGCAUGUCAGCCGUUAUUAACGACGGGGCUUUGUCUUGCAACUGCGACCCCCAGGGAUCUAUCAGCUCCAUGUGCGAUGUCCGCGGGGGUCAGUGUCGCUGCAGACCCAAUGUUAUUGGUCAACGGUGCGAACAGUGUGCCCCUGGAACUUAUGGGUUUGGACCCUCGGGCUGCAUUGCCUGCGGUUGCAGCGUGGAAGGCUCGGUCACUCGGCUGUGUGACAAGUACACAGGGCUGUGUCAGUGUCGGCCCGGAGCGUUUGGCCAGCAGUGCGACAGAUGCCAGGCAGGUCACUGGGGCUUCCCCAACUGCCGCCCCUGCCAGUGCAACGGCCAUGCGGACGAGUGUGACCAGAGGAACGGUGCAUGUAUUAACUGCAGGGACAACACUGGAGGAGACAAUUGCGACAGGUGUGCUAAUGGUUACUAUGGUCACCCAAUUCUGGGCGUAACAAGUGGCACCUGGUGUCGUCCAUGCCCAUGUCCAGACGGCCCCACCAGCGGACGUCAUUUUGCAGCAUCUUGUUAUCAGGACAACCGCAACCGGCAAAUUGUCUGCAACUGUAACCAGGGAAACACAGGGAUUGUUAAACUCCUCAGGCUGACCAUUCAUAAGCGUACCCGAUGUGAGGAAUGUGCUCCGGGUUACUAUGGCAACCCCUCUCAGCCAGGGGGGCGGUGCCAGCUGUGCCAGUGCAACAACAACAUAGAUAUGUCCGACAUUGAUGCGUGCGACCGGUGGAUCGGAGAGUGCAGAAAAUGCCUUUACAACACAGAAGGACCCAACUGUGGCAUCUGCAAAAGCGGCUAUUUCGGGGACGCUUCAAUGCGCAACUGCAGGAAAUGUAUUUGUAACUUCCUGGGUACGGAGCGUAGCCAGUGUAUGGAGCGUGAGGACUGCGUGUGCCAGCGGAAUACAGGCCAGUGCCAAUGUUUACCAAACGUUAUCGGUCUGACAUGUGAUCACUGCUCCCCUGGACACUGGAACCUGGCUAGUGGCAAAGGCUGUGAACCCUGCGGUUGUGACCCCCACAACUCAGUCACUUCAACGUGUAACGAGUUUACUGGACAGUGUCAGUGCCGUGAUGGAUUUGGUGGCAAGACCUGCACAGACUGUCAGGAGAACUACUGGGGAGACCCUCGGACACAGUGCAGAGCUUGUGACUGCGACUGGCGAGGCAUUGAGACGUCUCAGUGCAACCGUGUUACAGGUCACUGUGUAUGCCAGCAGGGGGUGUCUGGUGUCCGAUGUGACCAGUGUGCCCGAGGUUUCUCUGGUCUCUUCCCCAACUGCCAGCCCUGCCAUCAGUGCUUUGGGGACUGGGACCGCAUUGUCCAGGACCUGGCGGUGCGUACCAGGGCUUUGGCAGAGCGUGCCCAUGACAUUCAGACCACUGGCCUUACUGGGGCCUAUGAGAAGGCUUUCAGGGAUCUUGAGGAGAAACUGGCCCAAGCUCAGGGCAUCGUCAACUCACGUAACCUCACUGCUGCAGCCAUUAGCACGCUGAUGGAGCUGAUUGAACAGCUUCGAUCUCAGAUUGGUGAGACCACCGACACAUUGAACCAUCUGGAAGGAGAUCUGACCGUCGUCCAAGACAGCAACUCAGAGGCAAGCAAGGAACUGAGUGCUCUAGAGCGAGAGGCCAGAGAACUGAACCUGACUUCAGAGCAGCUCCAUCGCCAGCUCGAUAUCCUAAAAAACUCUAAUUUCCUAGGCGCGUAUGACAGCAUUCGUGCCUCUUACAACAAGUCUUUGGACGCUGAGCGCCGUGCCAAUGAAUCAACAGUGAACAGGCCCAGUACAGUCAGCCAAUCGGCCGACACCCGGCGUCGCACCGAGCGCCUCAUCUCUGCCAAGAAGGACGAUUUCAACCGCAAAAAUGGCGCCAACAAGCGCUCGCUGGGAGAACUCAAGACCCAAGUUCAGGAUCUGGACAUGCAGAAGAUCAAUGAGAAGGUUUGCGGUGCCACAGGUGAUGCGCCCUGUGCGGAAAGCCCUUGUGGAGGCGCAGGUUGCCGUGACGAUGAGGGGAACCGUCACUGCGGAGGGCUGAACUGUAACGGUGCUGUAGCAGCAGCUGAUAAUGCUUUGGAGAGAGCCAAGCAUGCCGAGAAGCAGCUCAACAAAGCCAUGGGAGAAGUAGAGGGACUUGUUACCAAGGUGGCAGAGGCUAAAACCAAGGCAGAGGAGGCCAAGGAUAAAGCCCGAGCAGCUCUCGACAAAGCCAAAAGCACCAAGAACAAAGUGGAGCGCUCCAACAACGACUUGCGAGACCUCAUCAAACAGAUCAGGGACUUCCUCAUGCAGGAAGGGGCAGACCCUGACCAUAUUGAGGCCGUGGCGAACCGUGUGCUGGAGUUAUCCAUCCCUGCUUCCCCUCUCCAGAUCAGACAUCUCGUAGACGAAAUCAAAGAACGCGUCCGCAGCCUUUCCAAUGUAGAUGCCAUCCUGGCACAGACACAGGAUGAUGUCCGUAAGGCAGAAAAACUACUGCUGGAUGCCAAGAGGGAAAGGCAUCAUGCUGAAGGCGUGAAGACCACUGCAGAAACAGUGAAGCAGGCCUUGGUGGAUGCUAAGACGGCCCAAACGUCUGCAGAGAAGGCCAUCGCCAGAGCCAGAGCUGACAUUGAUGACACUGAGACCCGCCUGGCACAGAUAGAGUCAGAGACAUCUAACGGUGAGAGGCAACUGAGAGAGGCUAUGGACCGUCUGGGCACGCUGGGUCGAGAGAUCAAUGUGCUGAAGACCAAACGCGCUAACAACAGCAUGGCAGCAGCCCGGGCUGAAGAGACAGCCACCAUGGCACGAGACAAAGCGAACGAAGCCAAGCAGAUUCUAGACGGACAGUUGACCGAUAAGUACCAUGAGGUGAAGCAGCGCGUUGCCACUAAGGCCAAAGCUGUACAAGAUGCCAAGACGAAGGCAGAGAGUCUUAGGGAUGAAGCGAAACAACUACUGCAAGAUGCCCAGAACAAGUUGCAGAGACUAGCAGAGCUGGAGAAAAACUAUGAGGAGAAUGAGAGAAGGUUGGAAGGGAAAGCUCGUCAGCUGGAUGGCUUGGAAGACAAGAUGAGAGCCAUCCUCAAUGACAUCAACAAACAGAUCCAAAUAUAUAACACGUGCCAGUAGUAGCCUCCACCUUACUAUUCUGCACACUGCUUGACAUGGGGGGAACAUACCUUUUACCGAGGAAUGCUUAAUGUGUGGAAGUUGUGGGUUUUCAGUAUUUAAAGAAAAAAAAACAUCGGAAAUUGUAUGAUUGUAAAUGUGUGUAUUGAAUAUCAAAAAUGUGUGUAUAAUUUUAAUCACAAAUGUCAAUAAUCCAAAGAUAUGAGAUACAAUGUUACUUUUUUUUUUGUUACAUUUAUUUUUUAUUUUUUUGUUAUUCAUUUCGAGGCAGCGGGUUAAAUAAAGUGGCAGUUUGCUCUGAUCUGUACUCAACUCAUUUAACCUGUACACACUCGGUGUAUAAGUUUUGAACUGAUUAAAUCAAAACCGCAUUUCAAGCCCCUUUUUUUGGUAAAGACGCUAAUAAGGAAAGCCUCAAACAUGCAUUAUUGUAAUCAACCCUUCAGAAGUUACUUGCCACACAACGUACAACUUAAUUCUCCUAAAUUCAUGCUUUACAAAAUGUGACACAAAAGCCGAGAACAUAAAAGUCAAAAUAAUAAUGUAUUACAGUGCCUUAAUUUUGUGAAUAAAGGUUGGAAAUAUG